AUGCUUCCACUGUUCUUGGUAUGUGCUCUGCUAGCACAACAGACUCUAGCAUUCUCUAGUCAGCACAGGAACACCGAGAAACCCUUGCCAUAUCUCCUCCGUGCCGGCAGGGACUCUCACAAGGGGAGCUACCAGAUACCUAGCGCUGUGCAAAAUGGAACAAGCAAGGCUCAGUUUGACAUCCAAACGCCAGCAGGCACUCUUGAUAUAGACACCCUCUUCCGUCUCGAUGCACCCCAGAUAGAUCUAAUCAAUAGUUCCGUGUUCGACUGGUGGUAUUUUGAUGCCGUCUCGGAGACAAACCCAGAUGAUUCUCUAGUCGUCACAUUCUUCUCCUCGUCUGCGGAAGCCUUUCCAUUCCUCGAUACGAACGAAACCUCUGUGCUCAGCGUUUGGCUAUGGGCUUCGUUCGCCAACGGCACCGUCUUUACCGAUUACGUCCCGGCAACUGCGGCUACUGUGACUGGGCUAGAGGCCGAGGGCACUAACAGCUCCGGCGAGUGGUCCUCCACGGGCUUUAGCUGGGUUGCCCUCACAGAGAAUCUAUCUCAGUAUGAGAUAAUCAUCUCCUCCGAGAAGCUCCAGGUCGAAGGGCGGCUUACUCUGACUUCGCAAGUACCGCACCAUCUGCCCUGCGGAGUUCAAGCAAAGCGGUCUGUACUUGAGAUUGCGCCUCAUCUCGGAUGGGUCAAUCUCAUACCCGACGCCAUGGCUGAGGUCGACAUGAAGAUCCACGGAUCGACGCUGAAGUUCCGAGGGCCUGGGUACCAUGACAAAAAUUGGUCUGAUCGGCCCUUUACGGACUCUGUCCGCAGCUGGUACUGGGGUCACGGCCGUCUAGGGCCAUACUCGAUUGUGUGGUUCAGUUACCUCGCGAUUGAUGACCAAUUCAACACCACGUAUGUGAGUAGCUACGUUGCCAAAGAUGGAGAGUUGCUCAUAUCGGCCUGUGACCCCUCUAUCCUGACUGUGAGGCCGAUUGGUAGUCCAGGGACUACUGGUGGGCGAUAUCCGCCACGCGUGGGUGAUUUACCUGAAGGAUUUCGAUUGGUUUUUGACCUCGGAGAGGCAAACGGGCAGUUGAAAGUUAAUAUCUCGGUGCGAACAGUUGUCGCAGGGAAUGGAAAAGAUUAUAUGCGAUGGACAGGAGACAUGGUUGGGGAGGUAAUCGAGUCUGAGAGCCAUCAACCACAAGACGCCGGUGGUAGUGGCCCCAAAAAAGAAACGAGACAACGUGAAGUACAAUCAUCUUCUCAGUCAUCUCUUGUUGGUGUUGCGGUUUUAGAGCAAUUUGCUAUGGUGGAAUAG
Molecule: messenger RNA, 1308 nt
Organism: Penicillium digitatum Pd1
Lineage: Eukaryota; Fungi; Ascomycota; Eurotiomycetes; Eurotiales; Aspergillaceae
Source: RefSeq, a predicted model, not a curated record